Messenger RNA from Pseudovirgaria hyperparasitica, 1679 nucleotides. RefSeq lists its product as uncharacterized. Gene Ontology annotation, biological process: retrograde transport, endosome to Golgi. The transcript is spliced from 3 exons. NCBI's taxonomy places the organism in Eukaryota, Fungi, Ascomycota, Dothideomycetes, Acrospermales, Acrospermaceae. Gene Ontology annotation, cellular component: membrane; Golgi apparatus. Bases 153 to 1679 code for a protein of 508 amino acids. The record is from RefSeq and is a predicted model, not a curated record.
CACCACUGCUACUCUUGGCCACAAUAAUCACCGCGGUAGCCGGUGUUGAAGUUGAGCUUGUGGGUUACCACUGAAAAACAAUCCGACUCCGUGGUCCUCCCUUGGCUAAUGUUCAAUCGCAGAACCAAAAGGAUGGCCAGAAAUGCUCGGGCAUGUACAGCAGAAAGUCCUGGGGCGGCUCCGAGGAACCCUUUAUCCUUGCAAAGUUCCUGCAGAAAGACACCGGCGACUUGAAUCCACAGGUUGGCAUUGUGAUUUGGGAAUACAAGGACUACGAUUACAUCUGGAAGCCUGCGGAUGAGGAACACAAUAUCCUCUGCGAUGACAGGAAUGUUAGUGAAGGGCUAUGCAAAGAGGAAGACAAGGGCAAGUUCAUCCUGACGGACGACGUGGAAGAGUCGAGAGUCGCCGUCCGCACAGAUACCGUGUCCCUCAAGGAGCCCCACGCCGUCAACUACCCAAUACUCAAGACUGGCUACUACUGCGUCGCAACGACGUCGUUGGUCGAUGGAGUAGACUAUACUGCCGUGAUCGAGUUCCGCAAUGCGUUUGGCGAGCUCCCUGCAGCUCAGAUUCCCAAGCUGCCGUUCUAUGGUGGCAUGACAAUCGUGUAUGCUGUCAUUGGCGCAUUCUGGGCAUUCCUCUACGUACAACACCGCCAAGACAUCCUGCCCGUCCAGAACUACAUCACGGCGAUUAUAGUGUUUCUGGUUGUCGAGAUGCUCAUGACCUGGGGCUUUUACGACUACGAAAACAGGCAUGGGCGCAACAUUGGCAGCAAGGUGCUCAUGAUAGUCGUGUCGAUUCUCAAUGCCGGCCGCAACUCUUUUUCGUUUUUCCUGCUUCUGAUUGUCUGCAUGGGCUACGGCGUGGUCAAGCCCUCGCUCGGCAAGAACAUGGUCUAUGUCCGCUAUCUCGCGCUCGCACACUUUGUCUUUGGCGUCAUCUACGCCAUUGCUUCGCUCACUGUCAGGCCGGACGACGCUGGCCCACUCGUGCUACUUGUCAUCCUCCCGCUCUCCGCCACCCUGACUGCGUUCUACGUCUGGACGCUGAACAGCCUCACGGCCACCAUGAAAGAUCUCCGCGAGCGCAAGCAGACAGUCAAGGCCGGCAUGUAUCGCAAUCUCUGGUGGUGCAUCCUCGGCAGCAUUCUUGUCAUCUUUGGCUUCUUCUUCCUCAACAGCCUCACCUUUGCCGGCGCCUCUUCGCCGGACUUUGCGCCCACCCACUGGCAGACUCGCUGGUUCGUGCUCGACGGCUGGCUGAACAUUGUCUACUUUGCAGACGUCUGCUUCGUGGCAUACAUCUGGCGACCCACGGCCAACAAUCGCCGCUUCGCCAUGAGCGACGAGAUUGCACAAGACGACGAAGGCUUUGAAAUCGCCUCGUUGCGCGAUUCGCUCGACGACGUCGACGACGACGACGACCUCGAGGGCCACGCAGCGAAUCGUCCGCCCGCAUAUGACCCCGUGCGCAGCAGCGGCCAUCGCCGCGAUGAGUCGCCGUUGCCUGCGCCCCAGCCGACGAAGCCUGUGCCCCCGCCACGGGAGAGUCUGGACGGCGACACGAUUUUCGCGGUUGGUGAGGAGGAUAAGUGGAGUGAUGAUGAGAUGGACGAGGACGAGGAGGGAGAUGGGAGGGGGGAGAGGAAGAGGCUGACGGGGAAGGAUGAUUGA